AUGGAGUCAACUGCUUUGAAUGGGAGAAUGGCCAGAUGGCAGAUCUUACUGUCUAAAUUUGAUAUUGUCUAUGUGAGCCAAAAGGCUGUGAAAGGGAGUGCAAUUGCUGACUUUCUAGCUAGUAGAGCUCUGGAGGACUACGAGCCGUUGAGUUUUGAUUUCCCAAAUGAGGACCUAAUGUGUGUAGCCGCUACUGAAGAAAGUCCCCAAGAAGGUCACAGUUGGAAGCUAAACUUUGAUGGAGCCUCGAACGCUGUAGGCAAUGGAAUUGGGGCAGUCCUGGUGUCCCCAAAUGAAUAUGAAGCAUGCGUCAUGGGUAUUCGUGCUGCUAUAGAGCGAGGAAUCAAAGUGCUAAAGGUCUAUGGAGAUUCAGCAUUGGUGAUAUAUCAGCUCAGGGGUGAAUGGGAAACGAGAGAUCCCAAAUUAAUCAGUUAUCGAAAGUUGGUCCUCGAAUUGAUUAAGGAGUUUGAGGACAUCACUUUUUGCUAUCUCCCACGAGAAGAGAACCAGAUGGCUGAUGCACUAGCUACCUUAGCUUCCAUGAUCAAACUGAACAGACAUGGGGAUAUGAAACCAAUCCAAAUGAGUAUCUAUGAAAACCCGGCUCAUUGUUACAAUAUUGAAGAAGGGGAAAUCGAUGAUAGUCCUUGGUAUCAAGAUAUAUUACGAUGGGGAGAUCUUGUACAAGAGGGGAAAAGAUCAGGUACUGCUAAGAUGUGUGGACGCCGUAGAAGCAAAGAAAAUUCUAGAAGAAGUCCAUGA
Messenger RNA from Gossypium raimondii (Peruvian cotton), 762 nucleotides. RefSeq lists its product as uncharacterized. Bases 1 to 762 code for a protein of 253 amino acids. The transcript is spliced from 3 exons. The record is from RefSeq and is a predicted model, not a curated record. Lineage: Eukaryota; Viridiplantae; Streptophyta; Magnoliopsida; Malvales; Malvaceae. Gene Ontology annotation, molecular function: RNA-DNA hybrid ribonuclease activity; nucleic acid binding.